UUGGCGAAUUCCGAGUGGCAUACAAAGCGAUACCAGCUUCGAAAUUUUCGAAAGCGGUUUUUAGGUGGAAUACUGGAGUCGGGUAAUUUUCCCGGAUUUGGUAAGAGUAUCAGGCUUGUUUCAAAUAUUGGUUUUGUUUGAUUUUUUUUCAUCUUCUUCUAUUAAUACUUGUAAUUUUACAAAUCAUUUUGAGCACUUGGGUUUUUUUUUCAAUUUUUAACAAAAAAUGGCUUCAGCAAAUGCUUUAAUUGCCACAAUUGAGCCUUACAGAAAAGGAACUCCAUUUUCUGAUUGGGUGGAGCGUUUGGGGUACUUUUUUAUUGUUAAUGAUACAACCGAUGACAAAAAAAAGCGUACCUGAUCACCCUUAGUGGCCAAUACGUAUUUUCACAAUUGAAACUAUUGUUUCCGAAUGGGAAAUUAGAUGAGGCGACUUACGAUCAAUUGGUUGAAAAACUUAAGUGUCGUUUUGACAAAACCCCACCCGCGAGAGUUUUACGGUACAAAUUUACAAAAAGAUCGCAAGAACAGGGGGAGUCGGUCGAAGAUUUUAUUUUAUCUUUAAAAAUGGAGGCAGAAUUCUGCAAAUUGGGAGAAGAUAAAAACGAACUGUUAUUGGACAGAAUCGUGGGAGGUAUAAAAGACGAGCAACUUAGGCUCCGUCUUUUAAACGAAGCAGAAUUAAAUAUUGAAAAGGCGGAAAAUAUAAUUAUGACAUGGGAAAUGGCAAAAAAUUGCGCAUCCGCUAUGGAACAACCAAGCCCUAGCGGUGGUUUAGUUGGAGCUGUGCGAGGAGCGGUAAGACGUCCGGUAAGAGAACGACUCGGUUAUAGACCAUACUCUGGAGAUCGGGAAAAAUUUAAUAAAAAUCCAGGUGGUUACAGUUCCCGCGAAAACUUUGGGGAUAACCGGCCUUCUGCUGGAAAAACUCGACGUGGAUUCAACAAACCCGACUACUCCAAAAUCAAAUGCGGAUUCUGUGGAAUUCUUGGUCAUCCUACACGGAAAUGUUUUGCAAUGAAGAACAUGAAGCGGAAUGCAAUCAAAUAUGUUGAUGCUCAACAGGAAGACAAGGCUGGUAAAGCACUAAGCGAUCUCAUGGCCAGGAUGCGUACAUCCCAAUCGAAUUCAGAUUCGGAUUCAGACUCAGAUCUGGUCUGGAAGCGGGCUCCGGCUUGUUCACCGGAAUCAAAUUAAGCCACCCAAAGGGGAUAGCAUAAUUCGACCAAACAUCAUCUUGACUGAAGGAGGAGCUAGGUCGGUGUCUGACGAUGAAGACGUCGAUGGGUUCAAAGGAUUUCCUGACGAAUGUCAGAAGGACAAUGGUCCAAUUUCUGUUGGUCGAAAGAGGAAACAUCCUAGCAGUUCGUUACCGGAAAACGCCGAGCCACCGGAACUCCGGAGAUCUAAACGAAGGCGUAAACCGACCAAAA
Molecule: messenger RNA, 1433 nt
Organism: Uranotaenia lowii
Lineage: Eukaryota; Metazoa; Arthropoda; Insecta; Diptera; Culicidae
Exons: 2
Coding region: 568-1197 (209 amino acids)
Molecular function (GO): zinc ion binding; nucleic acid binding
Source: RefSeq, a predicted model, not a curated record